Paraphaeosphaeria sporulosa is the source of this 681-nucleotide messenger RNA. RefSeq lists its product as uncharacterized. The transcript is spliced from 2 exons. The coding region runs from base 1 to 681 and encodes 226 amino acids. The record is from RefSeq and is a predicted model, not a curated record. NCBI's taxonomy places the organism in Eukaryota, Fungi, Ascomycota, Dothideomycetes, Pleosporales, Didymosphaeriaceae.
AUGACAGGGAAGCUUAUUCUAAAGUCCUUUGCAGCUACUAGAAUCUUCCCUAUAGAUCGUGAAGCUGUACUCAAGAGAUUCUGCCCAACGACACCAAGAACACUAGAAGAAGAUGAUAAACAAGAGCCACAAAGCUCUCCAUUUAUCAAAAUGAGACGUGUUAUUAAGCAGGUUAUAAAGGAUGGGGAGCAGAGAAAAGCGCAAAAGAUCGCGGAUUUUGUUCACCAUGUUCAGGUCACUAAUGAGCUUCUAAGAGAGGAGAACAACGGGCUUCAAAAGGCGCUUAAGCUUAAGCAGAUGCACAAGAAGAAGGGCAAGGUCCUCAACUUGCAGCAGCGUGCAGAAUACCAUAGUAGUGCUGUCUUCUGGUCUCCUAGAAAGCUUAAAGAAGCCGAGUACCGUGAGGCUGUAAGACUACAAGAAGAAAAGGAAGAAAGUUUGAGAGCUAGUCUAGCAACAGCAACAACGACUCUUCCUCACUACCCAAUAGUGCACCUUGCCACCUCAACUAUGCAUAUAACGAUCAAAACACCGCAACGUUUGUUCACCACCGACCCUGAAAACUGGCUGGGCGAAAGCGAAUAUUUCCGUAAGCUAUUCUCCGGGAAAUGGAGCGACAAACAGGAGGAUGGCUCAUACUUCAUCGGAAGUGACGCCUACGUGUUCGAACACAUUCUUUAG